This is a messenger RNA of Penicillium angulare, 1041 nucleotides long. Its product is annotated as hydroxymethylglutaryl-CoA lyase. NCBI's taxonomy places the organism in Eukaryota, Fungi, Ascomycota, Eurotiomycetes, Eurotiales, Aspergillaceae. Gene Ontology annotation, biological process: L-leucine catabolic process; ketone body biosynthetic process. The coding region runs from base 1 to 1041 and encodes 346 amino acids. The transcript is spliced from 2 exons. Gene Ontology annotation, molecular function: hydroxymethylglutaryl-CoA lyase activity. The record is from RefSeq and is a predicted model, not a curated record.
AUGCUUCCUCGAUCUCGUCUACGUUUCUUUACAGCUCUGCGGGCUCCUCCAUGCACACGACGCUUUGCGACCGAGUCGCGGUUAGCCUCGGAUCAUGUUCGCAUUGUGGAGGUUGGACCUCGGGAUGGGUUGCAGAAUGAGAAGAAAUCCAUUCCAAAGGAAACAAAACUAGAAUUGAUCCAACGACUAGCAAAGACUGGCGUGACGACAAUAGAGGCGGGAUCAUUCGUCCCUGCAAAAUGGGUGCCACAGAUGGCUAGUACAUCUGAAAUCUGCGAACAGCUCCUCACCUCUCCCCCUCCCUCUCAAAAUACAAUCGCCUACAACUACCUCGUCCCCAACAUCAAGGGACUUGAGAGUCUAGUUAAAAUAAUGGACGCCACCGGCGUGCCAGCAGAUUCGAAACCCGCAACAACCACAGAAGUCUCCCUUUUCGCAGCAGCAACCGAAGCAUUUUCGAAAGCAAAUACAAACUGCACAAUCGCCGAAUCGCUAGAACGAAUCAAACCCAUCGUUGCCCUGGCCAAGACCAAGAACAUCCGCGUUCGGGGCUACGUCUCCGUAGCUCUGGGAUGUCCCUACGAAGGACCAGAGGUCGACCCUUCCAAAGUAGCCGAUAUAACCGCGAGCCUGCUGGAAAUGGGUGCCGACGAAGUUUCCGUCGCGGAUACUACUGGCAUGGGCACAGCGCCAAGAACAAACGAACUUCUCACAACAUUAAAAGCAGCCGGCAUUGCUAGUACAGAUCUUGCACUACACUUCCAUGAUACAUAUGGACAGGCCUUGGUGAAUACAAUUGUUGGUCUGGAGCAUGGAAUUCGGAUUUUUGAUAGCAGUGUCGGUGGCUUGGGUGGCUGUCCGUAUUCUAAGGGGGCGACUGGAAAUGUCUCAACAGAGGAUCUUAUUCAUACUAUUCACAGCCUUGGAAUGAAUACAGGCAUCAGUUUGGAGGAGAUGUCUAAGAUUGGGUCAUGGAUUAGUGGAGAGCUAGGCCGGGUGAACGAUAGCCGAGCGGGCAAGGCGACAUCCGCCAGGCUUUGA